Messenger RNA from Synchiropus splendidus (mandarinfish), 2385 nucleotides. RefSeq names its product GDNF family receptor alpha 4b (gene gfra4b). NCBI's taxonomy places the organism in Eukaryota, Metazoa, Chordata, Actinopteri, Syngnathiformes, Callionymidae. The record is from RefSeq and is a predicted model, not a curated record. The transcript has 8 exons. Gene Ontology annotation, biological process: nervous system development. The coding region runs from base 303 to 1604 and encodes 433 amino acids. Gene Ontology annotation, molecular function: signaling receptor activity. Gene Ontology annotation, cellular component: external side of plasma membrane; signaling receptor complex.
CAGCGGAUAGUCGCGCGACCACCUCGACGCGCAAACACACAGCGGGAGCAGUGCGCACCGGACAACUUUCACUUGCUCUCCAGCCGGAGAUCCGCAGCGGCAGCAGCAUCUUGGAGGAAACGGAUUUAAACACGUUCAACUGGAGACUUUAACGAAUGAAAUAUUUAUAAAACAAAAAAGGAUUUUCGGGAAAUUAAUGAGCCGAUAAUGACCUUCUCCCGUGGAAGAGGAUUCCGCGGUGUUCACGAGUAAAUUACGCGUCAGCAGCUGAGGAACCGACUUCUCCGUCGUAUUGCGCGAACAUGGAUCUGUGGGGAGUUUAUCUGCUCCAACUCACAACUUUGGCUUUGGUGGAGGUCAUACAAGGCGGCAGAGACUGUCUAGUCGCCGGCGACGCCUGCUCCAGCGAUGAGACCUGCAGUCCACGUCUUCGGACUUUGCGCCAGUGUGUGGCCGGUAACGGCAGCAUGAAGCUGGGCCCGGGAGCCAGGAGCCAGUGUGCCAACGCCAUGUCCGCGCUGCUGGCCAGUCCACUGCACGGGUGCCAGUGCAAACGAGGCAUGAAGAAGGAGAAGAACUGCCUGAGCAUCUACUGGAGCCUACACCAGUCCAUCAUCCACGGACUCAAACUUGUGGAGAGUUAUCCCUAUGAGAUGGUGCAGCGGGAUUAUGACUACGUCCGCCUGGCAUCUAUCUCAGCUGACUCUGAUGUUGGCAUGACAACGGUGAAUCGUUGCCUGGAUGCUGCAAAGGCAUGCAACGUGGACGACUUGUGCCAGAAGCUCCGCACAGAAUACGUCUCGGCAUGCAUCAAACCCACCGCCAAGUCGGGCCUUUGCAACAAACCGAAAUGCAAUAAGGCGCUGCGCCGCUUCUUUGAUCGGAUUCCUGCAGACUACACGCAUGAGCUGCUCUUCUGCCCCUGUACGGACACGGCCUGCGCUGAGCGAAGAAGGCAGACUAUUGUGCCCAGCUGUUCCUAUGAAAGUGGUGAUAAGCCCAGCUGCAUCACACAGAAGAAGAUCUGUGAAGCGGACUAUGUCUGCAAGUCCCGUCUGGCUCAGUUUCAGUAUGACUGUGAGCCCUCACAUAGUUCAGACAGUGGAUGCAAACUGAACAACUAUGGGACCUGCUUGCUGGCCUACACAGGACUCAUAGGAAGUAUUAUAACGCCCAACUAUGUGGACAACUCUACGUCCAGCGUGGCUCCGUGGUGCUCCUGCUCUGGCGCUGGGAACCAAAGGAAAGACUGCUAUGAUUUCCUGGGAUACUUCACUGACAACAUCUGCCUCCGGAAUGCGCUCGCUGCGUUUGGAAGUGAAUCUCAUCAGCAACCAACCAUCAGCCAGAGCAGUACAGCAGACCCUGGACACAACAGGAGAAAACACCGGAACGGCACCACUGCACCGGACACCAAGGAGAACAUGUGGAACAUCCUGGAAACAAAAUUACCGACAGAGGCAAUGGGAAAUGACCUACUAGUGGCCCAGUCCACUCUGUCAUCCAACAGCCUCCCAAGUUCGGCUUCAUCUCCGAGCACUAUGCUCCAAGCUGCCUUCACCCUUCUGUUGCUGCCAUUUCAUUGGCUUAACAAUGGACAGUAAUGACUGCAGGGAUCCCCUCGUGCCGAGCAGAUGUCUGGACCAGUGCAGUUCAAGGAAAAUGAACCGUGCAACGUACUUCGACUAAAUUGUACAGCCAUUUUAUUUUUAUUCUGAUAUUAGUGUCCUGUAUACAGCUACCAGUGUUCUCUGUCGCACCGUGGAGGACUGAAUUUGAGUCUGUACAUUUGUACAUUGUUGCUGUGUUUAAGUUGAAAUGAAGUGAAGUUGCCAGCUGUGGACAGACUGGCUUCUCAGACGUAUAGGAGUAGCCAUUAUAUGAGAAAAUUCCGCCACUGUAUGAAGAAAAACAUGCUCCUAUGUCUGGAUCUGCCUCGCCAUUGUCAAGACCUUGCAUCAAUUUUAUGUCAGUGGCUGGAGGAUGGACUUACAUGCUGGUCUCCACAGAUGACUUGAGGGAUGUUUUUUUAAGAAUAUUAACAGUACAGCAGAGAGUGUUUCGGAAACUAUGUCUUUAUUUGUUUUUAUCCCAGAACAGAGGUUCAUGGUCCUACAUGAAACAGAAGAGCAAAAUAUCUGGACUGAGCUUUGACUCUUUCUCUGUAUCCGAUGUAUUAUGUGUAUGUGGAUGUAUUUCUGUUCAUUUUUCAUUGUGUAUGUGAACAUUGCUAUUCUGACUCUGUGCCAGGAUGAAGAAAACGAAAGGCUUCUCAGAAAUCGCCAACACCAGUAUGAAGCCAUUCUAGGAAAAGACAGAUGAAUGAUAUGGUAUUUUUAUUUUUAUUUUUUGUUGUAGGAAAUGUGCCAGUGGAUUCUGAAGUGA